UGGUGCUCUGAAACAAGCGUCCGACAAGAAUCAAAUGCACCCAAUUGACCUCAAACAAUAAUAACGAUCUGAGCAAUCUCAUUUCAGAUUUGCUCAUUAAUAAUUGUGACCAUUAAACAAAGAUCACCAAAUCUGUACUCUUUCUCUUUUUUUCUCACCUUGAAAAAUCUCGUGUGGGUUUCACCCAUUUGGAGUCAAUGCACCGGCUCUGGUGUUCUUCUCCUCCUCGUCCUCCUCCUCCUCCGUCAUCUUUCUGGUCUUUGGAUUGGAUCUGAGAGGCUCUCUUUGCUCUGGCGCCGAAUAUGCCUCAAGACAGUCGGAGAUCAAUUGGGUAUAGGUCCUUUGUCACAUGCGAUGAUCCUAAGGGAGUUGUAGAUUGUGGGGCAAUCAGAAGAUCCAAGACCAGUUCUCGCAAGAUGGAGCAGAGUAUCGAACGACGGAGCAUAAUAAAACAAUCGAAUAAGUCCUCGGCACGCACGACAGAGAGGGAAGAACUGGUCAUGAGACGGACGGCGGAAGAAUUCGGAGGACCAACCUCCUUUCAGCUGCUAGAGGUGUCCAGGGGAGUUCAGAAGCUGAAUAAGAUGAUAGAAACAUGGUCAAAGGGGCUAACCUUUGAGGGGCAGUGCAAAGAUAACAUUGCAAAAGACUUGUUGAAAGGAGCUCUUGAUCUGGAGGAGUCUCUGGCGAUGUUGGGGAAGCUGCAAGCGUCUACGAAAUAUGUGGCUCGGUUGAAGCAAAAACAAGAGAAUUCUGAGGGUGCACAAGGAGAUGAGAUGGGGUUUGGGAAAAGGAAGUCUGACCUAUUUGAAGAUAGAGAUCGAUUCUUGGGAUUAAAGAAGCCACAACUCUUGGGUGAUGGAUCUUCAGAAAAUGAUGUUGAAGAGCUCAGGAAAGUGAUAAGAGAGAGCUUUGCUAGGCAAAAUCUGCUGCCAAGCCCUGUGUAUGGAGGGGAAGAUUAUUUUCAUCGACGAAACACUGACUCGGUUUCUAGUAUGCCGUCUACUAGCUCAAGCCAUUCUUCGACAGUUCGUAGUGACAGCCUUGAUUUCACUAAUUCCUCACUUCCAUCUGCGACGUCAUGGGAAAAGGCAAAAUCCCCGAGUGUCGUUGCCAAGCUCAUGGGUUUGGAAGAGUUCCCUUUCAAAUUAGCUAAGAGCCCUCCAAGGAAAAUGUUGGAGCCCCAUAAUUCUUCUCUUCAGGAGAGGCCUGUUUUCAAUGGAGUCAUUCCGAAGAUGAAGAAGCCUGAGAAUAAAGUUCAAAACAUUGAUAUGGCGCAGAGUACACUCAGAGAAAUAGUUGAUACCAUGCAACUUAAAAGGCUUUUGAGAAGCAAUAUUUCUAGAAAGAUGAAACCUCUUUCACAGCUUUUCGAUGAAUGCGAUUCCGAGGAGUGCCCUGUAAUUGAUGUUCCUCCUAUCGUGCUUAUGAUGCCUAUCAGCUUACCGUACUCAGAAGCAAAGGAGAACCUUUCAAAGAGAGAUGGAGUCUCAAACCCACAAUCAAUGCUCAAGAUGGUGAAAUUGAAAGAAGAACAUGCUUCAAAACCAAUGGAUCCGACAGGAGGGGCUCAGAAUUGUGAAAACUUGAAUACCAUGGAAGAAGAGGAAGACACUUCAGUCACUAGGCCUACCCAGCGAGGAGGAGAAAAGAAGUUCAAGGAGGAUGAUAGAAAAUCAACCAAGGAAAAAAUAUUAGGAAAAAGUUUGAAGAAGACGAAACGACCUGCCCCUGCAAGCGAGCAACCACUCAAAAAAGAGGCAAUUGGCCAGAGACCCAGUGAAAAUGAAAAGGAAAUGAAGAAGGAGGUUUCGAAGUCUAGAAGUAGUCCACAGUCUCAGGAUACUACCAAGGUCACCAGUGCAAAGCUUGUGAAUCCUGAAACUGAAGUAAACAGAAAGAAGAAUAGAUCUCCUCAACAUGGUACUAACUUGAAGACCAAAUCAAAACCUGUUACACAUGCUUUGCCUUGUAACCAGGAUGAUCUAAAAAGGGUUCAGACUCAGAGGACAAAGCAAAAGCCGGCGAGGGAGAAGAAAGAGCUCAGACCAUCCAAGAUGAAUGACAGAGAAUGUAAAGACCACGGAGGGAAGACUGAUCUUAGCACCGAAACUAACUCUGUUCAGAUUGAGGCUAUCUUUAGCCAUGUGGAUCAACAAAUUAUGCUGCAGAACGAAAAUGCCUCGGAUCUAGAGGCUGGAGAGGAUUUCAGCAAUGGCCAGAAUAACAGUACGCUUCCAACCCUCCAAUACGAAAGAGACGCUGGUUCAGCUGCAAAAGCCUGUGAUCACAUCUCGCAAAGUGAACAUGAGGAGAGCUAUAAAAGAAGAUGCUACGUGAAAGCUAUCCUAUUGAACGACCCAUCAUUUGUUGCUCAUGCACAGGAGCUCUUUGAAUCCGCGCAAUGUCCAACAGUCCUUGAGGGCUAUGAGAAGUCCUAUUCUGGAUCGGCUGAUGAGAGACUCUAUUUGGAUUUCGCGAGAGAACUCAUUGACCACAAAAGCCUUCAGGCUUGCCAAAAGUCUUAUUUCCUGUUAACAACCCUUCAAGGGACCUCCAGGAUUUGCAUUUCUAUGGACAAGCUGUUGGAAGAGAUUUGUGACGGAAUCGACGAUCUGAACGACUGUUGCAAGUUUGCCUCUGCUAAACUUUCCGUGGAUGGCCUCUAUGCAGUGCUUAAGAGAGAUAUAUGGAGCAAACGCAUGGCAAACGGAACAUGGGAAUCGGGAUGGAGGAACGGGUACUCUUUGCAUGAUGCCGAACAGGUUGUUAACGACAUUGAAAAUGUUCUUUUCAGUUGGUUGAUCGAGGAAGCGGUCGAAGAGCUCAGCAAUCUACAUUGCGAGUGAAAAUUUGAUAGGUCGGUCUCGGUCCUUUCUUUUCGACUAUUUUCUCUCGUGAAGCUUCCCAUGAGCGUGAUCUUCAGCUCUACAAUGAUGGUGAAAUCGAGUAAGUUUGGUCUCUUGAAACCGAAAAGUCAAAGGAAGGGUCAAGGAUUUAUAGACGUGUGCUAAGAGGAUUCAGAGUCCUUGGCCUUUGGUCUUUUGCAGAACAUUCGACUGUACCAUUGCUUGUAAAUGGAUAUGUCCUUGUAUGCAAAUUGCCACUGUAAAAAAGGAGGGAAAAAGGAAAGGAAAAAAAAAAAAAAAAGAGAGUCUGAGAAGAGUCAUGUAUACGUGAAGCUACCCAUUUAGGAUUUAGCCCAACAUGGGAUGGCAAAAACAUGUGAGGUUUGUUCUGUUUGAGUUUCUGGUCCAGGUGACCUUGAUAUGGAUACUAUCUGAUACCUCAAAGAAAUACUAUCAAGUCAAAGUUUGCUC
Rhodamnia argentea is the source of this 3320-nucleotide messenger RNA. RefSeq lists its product as uncharacterized. Lineage: Eukaryota; Viridiplantae; Streptophyta; Magnoliopsida; Myrtales; Myrtaceae. The transcript has 4 exons. The record is from RefSeq and is a predicted model, not a curated record. The coding region runs from base 303 to 2849 and encodes 848 amino acids.